AUCAACAAAGAAAACAACAAAGCAAUAAGUAAAAGACGUCUUGACCAAAAGCCUGAUGAGGAUUUUGAAGUGGAAGAUGAUGAUGAUGAAGAAGAGAGAGAUAGAGAUAUGGAAUUUGCUUUGCCACAUUUUUUUAAGAAAGGAAAGGGGAAGAGCAGCAAAAGACCUGGGCGAAAACCUCGGUGGUGUCCAAAAAGUCUAGACAAUUUUGUUGACAUCGUUGUUAGCAGCAAUGAGUUUAAGAACAAACUGAUUUUUACUAAUACCAAGAAUCAGAGAAAUGGCCCAAUUGUUGUCAAAAUCUUGGAUGAGUCGAAAGAGAGGGCAUCAGCUAGAGGUGACAAGUUCACAAUGUCAGUCAACCAAAUGAGAACAAAAUUCAAGAAGUGUGUCAGCCAGUGUAAACAAGCAGCUCCAACCCAAAAGACAGAAACAGGGAUGAAAAGGUACCAAGGAGACCAUGGGUUUGGCAAGUGGUUCAAUACCUUGUUUGAAGUGGUGAAAACAAGGGACUCGUCCCAACCUGAAUGUGCUUUAGAACCAUCAACAUCUUCAUCAUCACCUCCACGCACCCCUGGAAAUUCUCUUUAUGAUCCUGACAAAGUUGAUGAUGAAGUUGAGAUGUUUGUUCCCAAAAGGUCCCUGAAGAAAGGGAAAUCUAAUAAAGAUAAACUUGAUAUCAACCAGGAAGUAAUACAACUCAUCCAAGAAGCUGUUAGAAAUGACCCAACAAAAGAAAUGAUCAGCUUCUUAAAGGAUGAAAUGGAAAAGUCCCGUGUGCAUACGAGUUAAAGUUAUUUCAACUCAUGCUUGGCAACAGAGCCAAUUCAUCCAUGCCUCCAUCAUCCAGUAUGGAAACAGGGUUUUACCCAGCAUGGAAUCAGGGUUCUGGGUAUCAUGACACAGGGUUUUACCCAUCGACGCCAAGUUCUCAAGGAGCACAGCAGACCACUCAGGAAAGGAUGUCUGAAGGUUCUUAUGGGAACCCUUUCCUUUAUAGUAAUGGGAAAUACCAAACAUUGUAAGUCAUGUAGAACUGAAAGCAUAUUCAUAUCUACUUCAACCACAGUCCUUUGGACAGUUAUUACUUGCAAAGUUAUUAUUUGGCCAGUUAUUAUUUGCAAAAUCACUGACAUACCCAAAUGGGAAAACACAUCAGUGCAAAACAAAACCAGAAAGCCAUAAUUGAAAGCUCUUAACACUGGAAAAUUGGGUUUUUUGGAAGAAUAGGGUUUUCUGUUUCAAACUCUGAUUUUCAUCCAUUUUUAAAUGAAAAUAGUUGAAUGUGGAUCGGAAAUGUGC
Molecule: messenger RNA, 1302 nt
Organism: Stylophora pistillata
Lineage: Eukaryota; Metazoa; Cnidaria; Anthozoa; Scleractinia; Pocilloporidae
Source: RefSeq, a predicted model, not a curated record